Messenger RNA from Podarcis raffonei (Aeolian wall lizard), 2801 nucleotides. RefSeq names its product bromodomain containing 9 (gene BRD9). The record is from RefSeq and is a predicted model, not a curated record. Gene Ontology annotation, biological process: regulation of transcription by RNA polymerase II. The transcript has 17 exons. Gene Ontology annotation, cellular component: nucleus. The coding region runs from base 74 to 2065 and encodes 663 amino acids. NCBI's taxonomy places the organism in Eukaryota, Metazoa, Chordata, Lepidosauria, Squamata, Lacertidae.
CGGCCACGCCCCUUCCCCUGAGCGCGGAGCCUCCGCCUCCUCCCUCGCCUCUCGCCCUCCAGUCGCGGCUAUUAUGGGGAAGAAGCACAAGAAGCACAAGGCGGAGAAGGCGGAGUGGAGGUCCGCGCCCGCCCCGGCCGUCGUCGCCGCCACCGGAGGGGGAGGGAGCGGCGGCGCCGCCUAUGACGAUUAUGUGGAUAAGCCCUUGGAGAAGCCAUUGAAGUUGGUGUUGAAAGUUGGUGGAAGUGAAGUGACAGAACUUUCAGGAUCAGGCCACGAUUCCAGUUAUUAUGAUGAUAGAUCAGACCAUGAGAGAGAGCGACAUAAGGAGAAGAAAAAGAAGAAGAAGAAGAAAUCUGACAAAGAGAAAGAAAAGCAUCUUGAUGAUGAGGAGAGACGGAAGAGAAAGGAAGAAAAGAAAAGAAAAAGGGAGAAAGAACAAUGUGAUACUGAGGGUGAAACAGAUGACUUUGAUCCUGGAAAGAAAGUAGAGGUUGAGCCACCCUCUGAUCGCCCAGUCCGAGCCUGUAGAACACAGCCAGCAGAAAGCGAGAGCACACCUAUUCAGCAAUUGUUGGAACAUUUUCUUCGCCAGUUACAGAGGAAAGAUCCUCACGGGUUUUUUGCUUUUCCAGUCACGGAUGCCAUUGCUCCUGGAUAUUCCAUGAUAAUAAAGCAUCCUAUGGAUUUUGGCACUAUGAAAGAAAAAAUUGCAGCAAACGAGUACAAGUCAGUAACAGAAUUCAAGGCAGAUUUUAAGCUGAUGUGUGACAACGCAAUGACAUACAACAGACCAGACACUGUGUACUACAAACUGGCCAAGAAGAUCCUCCAUACAGGCUUUAAGAUGAUGAGCAAAGAACGGCUGUUAGCUUUGAAGCGCAGCAUGUCGUUUAUGCAGGACAUGGAUUUUUCUCAGCAGGCAGCUCUUUUGGGCGACGAAGACCCAGCUGUUGAGGAACCUGUGCCCGAAGUUGUUCCUGUUCACGUAGAGACUACCAAGAAAUCCAAAAAGCCAAGUAAAGAAGUCAUUAGCUGCAUAUUUGAACCAGAAGGCAAUGCAUGCAGCCUGACUGACAGCACUGCUGAAGAGCACGUUCUGGCUUUGGUGGAACAUGCAGCAGAUGAAGCUCGGGACCGGAUCAGUCGAUGUCUCCCAAACAGCAAGAUAGGCUACCUGAAAAAGAAUGGUGAUGGGUCUUUGGUCUUCAGCGUACUCAAUCCAUCAGAUCCAGAAGCAGAAGAGGAAGAAACCCAUCCAGUGGAUCUGAGUUCUUUGUCAAGCAAGUUAUUACCUGGUUUCACAGCCCUGGGCUUCAAAGAUGAAAGAAGGCACAAAGUCACGUUCCUUUCAAGUGCUAAUACAGCACUUUCGAUGCAGCACCAUUCUAUCUUUCAUGAUCUGAAAGCAGAUGAAAUGGAACUGCUGUAUUCAGCAUAUGGAGAUGAAACUGGGAUCCAGUGUGCCCUAAGUUUGCAGGAAUUUGUGAAGGAUUCUGGAAUUUACAGCAAAAAAAUAGUGGAUGACUUGCUGGAUCAAAUCACUGGUGGAGAUCAUUCCAAAAUUAUUUAUCAGCUAAAGCAGAGGAGAAACAUUCCAGUGAAGCCACCAGAUGAAGUCAAAGUUCCACCAGUCCUCAUAAAAGAAGAACACAAAUUGCGCAAUACUUGCCCAGAUGCCUCCAAGCAGAGUAUGGUUGGGGAAGCCAUUGGAGACAAUACUAGUUCCGUUUUGGAUUUUUUGUCUAUGAAGCCAUAUUCAGACGUGUCCCUUGAUAUAUCCAUGUUGAAUUCAUUGGGUAAAGUAAAGAAGGAGCUUGAUCAUGAGGACAAUCAUUUACACUUGGAUGAAACCACCAAAUUACUGCAGGACCUUCAUGAGGCUCAGGCCGACAGAGUAGGAUCCAGGCCGUCCUCCAACCUCAGCUCCCUCUCCAAUGCUUCUGAAAGGGAUCAACACCACCUAGGAAGCCCUUCUCACUUAAGUGUAGGAGAACAACAAGAUAUGGUCCAUGACCCCUAUGAAUUUCUUCAGUCUCCAGAACCUACAAAUGCCAAUAAUUAACCUUGCAUAUAUUGUAUUUAUUUUGUGCUUUUUAUACUGUGUAAACAAUUUAUGUAGUUCUGUCAACUAGCAUGCAUUUCUAUUUGCCCUUUUUAUUUUGUAUGAAGAUUGCUAAAUAAUAAUGCUCGUGCAUAUUUGUAAAUAUUACUUGGGUUUAUAUAUCAUGGUAUUUGGACCUUUUCAUAUGGUAUUUUAGGUGUGUACAAUAGAUCUGAAGAAGCAAUCUCAAAUUACGUAUUUAAGAUACCUUAUUUAUAUUUUAAAAAAUGCUAACCAGCUGUUUAUCAUGCUGUCAAUCGUUUAAAAGUUUUUUAUUUAGUGUGCCGCUAUGGCCGUAUAGGAGGAGCAUUUUUUCCAGUGGUGAUACAGUGUUAGUCACAGAGACCUAUUAAUACCAAGGUGGCUCUGCUGUAUGACUGACUUUAGACAUCACCCAGACAUUUCAGAACCGUGGUUGUCCUUCUCCUUCUCUUUCUCCAGUUGCUCACUGCAAAGGUGGCCAGAUUAAAAGUUAUAUACAGCCCAGAUCCUCAAUAGUAAUAUUGAAGAUUUACAGCUUAAAAAGUUCAGCCCUUGCCAAAUUAUCCAGAUUUUUAACACGUUUUAAAUUUUAAAUGAAGAAUUUGAAAUUUGACACUAAAUGACUUUUUUAAAACAAUUUAUAUUAUGGAUAAACUAGAAUCAUUUUGUUGUUCAUUAACAAUAUUGUAAAUAUGAAUAAAACUCAUCAAUGCAA